AUGAAAUUCCUUUGUCUCCACGGCACUGGGACAAACUCACAAGUAUUUGAAAUCCAAACCGCAGCCCUCCGUCACGAACUUAACGGCUCACACACCUAUGAAUUCGUUGAGGGGACCAUACCUGCGGAAAUAGCCCCGGAAAUCCUAUCCAUCUUCCCCGCUAACGGUGGCUAUUAUAACUACUUCUCGCCUUCGGACGCUUCUGUCUGCCUCCAGAGCCUGAUGCUGUUUAAAGCAUAUGUAGAGAAGGAGGGCCCGUUUGAUAUCGUGUUAGGUUUCAGCGGCGGGUGUGCAGCCGUCAUGACUCUCCUCCUCUACUACCACCAGAACAAUCUGAAAAUUCCCUUCCGCGGCGCUGUUUUCUUUUCCGCCGGCCUCCCUGCCUCUCCCUCUGCACUUACCUCCGGCUCCGUUGACCUCCUUACCCGGCUCCCUGAGGGCAAAGAGAUCGCGAUCCCGAGCGCACACUUCUGGGGCGCGGAGGAGAUUUGGCCAGUGGGGGAGGGGGAAGUAGGGUGGAGCGAAAGCGUGAGUCGAAUGUUUAAGGCAGAAGGGGUUGGGAUGAGAGAAGAAUGGGUGCAUGGAGGUGGCCAUGAGGUCCCUGGGGCACGGAUGAGAGGAGAUUUAGUGAUGUGUGUUAAGGGAAUUAGAAGAGUUAUUUGGGGAGUGCUAGAGGGUAUAGGUAGAGUAUCUACUUCCACCAACUUUGAAGGGCUGAUCGGCUAUGAACCCUAUUCACGAACCCCCCUCUGA
Lindgomyces ingoldianus is the source of this 753-nucleotide messenger RNA. RefSeq lists its product as uncharacterized. NCBI's taxonomy places the organism in Eukaryota, Fungi, Ascomycota, Dothideomycetes, Pleosporales, Lindgomycetaceae. The record is from RefSeq and is a predicted model, not a curated record. The transcript has 3 exons. Gene Ontology annotation, cellular component: cytoplasm; nucleus. The coding region runs from base 1 to 753 and encodes 250 amino acids.